CUCUGUUCUCGCGAGAUGAGACCGGCAGUUCCGCCUUGGCGCGGGCGGAACGAAGUGCGCUUGCGCAGUGCUGGGCUGACCGGCUGAGGACGAGGUAGAGGGAAGUGCAGGUUGGUUCGGUGAGAGAAAGCGAUGUGUUGACUCCGUUUUUCUUGCUUACCUCAUAAUCACCCAAUUCUCAGAGCCUUCCUUUCUGCCCGCUUCGGGAGGAUGUGAGCGGCAGUAGCAGCCUUGCUAGUGAGUUUUGAAGAAACGGCAGUAGCAGCCUUGCUAGUCAACACUUCAGCUGGAGACACUCCUCCAUCCUUUCAGGACAGGAGAGCAGACCUUCUGAAAGCUUGGAAAGAGCCAGGCCCUGAAUAACAGCUAGAAGGAAAGAAGAAAGGGCCUUUACAACGUGCUUCUGACAACUCAUAACCUCUUUGAAGCUAGCUGGAGUCCAGCCGUGUGUACACCAUAGAAGAGUAAAGAAGUGCCAAGCAAGCGACUUUACCACACCAGAACUCCACUGGGAGAGCCAACCGAGGGAGGAUCUAAGGCUCUUCAGGAAAAAGACACAAUGAAUACUGUUAUAUGUCUACUAAUCUGUUUCUGUCCUUGUACCCUUUCUGCAGGAUGGAAGGAUAACUCACUGGUCCGUAUUGCUCAAACACUGGCUUCCUCAGCACAAGCAGUAGACUGUUGGAUCUGUGUCCCUAGAGCCCGAUCUGUCAUAGAUCAUAGUGACCCUUUUGUCUACCCUGUCACUAAUUUCACUCAGGUCCCAGAUGGGGUCUGGACACCAACACUGGACCUCAGGGCUCGUACUAUUAUGUACCGGGUACGGAUAGUAGGCCAUCUGGUUGAAGGCAUCUCUGCUGUUCCCUGCCUUACUCUUCCUCUUGUUGCCGCUAAUACCAUUUACAUAACCCACAUAGAUGGUAGUCUCAGGGAAACACGGAUUCCAGAGUAUUUCGAAAUGAUACCCCCUCCCAAGUCAGGGCAGUUACCUCUGUGCAUGCAGAAAAAUACUCGAUUUUCCGCAGAGGAGUUUAAAGUAAUAGCUGAUUACUCCUUCCAGAAUCAUCCUUGGAUGGAACGUACAGGGUUUCGAGUGGGAGAAUACUUCUACACCAGAGACCCAUUAAAGUAUUUUAAAGAAGAAAUGGUUUUCUGUGCUCCCCCAGGAUUUGUGUUUGUUUGUCAAAUUAGUGGACAGCCCUGGGCAACAGACUGCCUAAGAAAUUUUUCCAGCCCUACCCAGUGUAUGCUGAGUACCCUAGUUACACCAUUCUCCAUUCACUCUUUAAAUGAGUCCACUCAUUGGGGAAGCUCUUCGAAGCUUUUCACUAGAGUGACACGGGAUUUACCAGGAAAGGUACCAGAUGGGUAUUGGUAUAAUUUUGACCAUUCCUUUUUACCCUGGUGGGGAGCCCAUCAAUGGGUACUCCGAAACCUGUCCCAAACCCUGAUCACCAUAGCUAAUGAAACUGCUUUAUCCCUUUCUGAUCUACCACACUCCUUGGACUCUCUUGCAAAAGUUGUACUGGAUAAUCGAAUGGCUCUAGAUUACAUGCUAGCUGAACAAGGGGGUGUAUGUGCUAUUGCUAAUACAUCUUGUUGUACCUAUAUCAACACUUCCUCUCAGGUAGAAACCAGCAUAGAAAAGAUUAGACAGCAAGCUACUUGGUUAUAGCAAAUGUGAGCAUCAUAGGGCCAUUUUAGAUAGCAGGGGUGGGGUCCACAGGCUGGUUUUCUAGUCUUUUUUUUUCCCCUGGAUCCCAAAUGGUAUCAAAUCUGUUUUAUUAGUUACCUUUCAUUUUGGUAUGAUUAUUCUAUUGAUUAUAGGGUCAACAUAUAUACUUUUCUGCUGAGCACUCUGUUGCAUACCCUACCUAUGCAAAACCACUAUUGGAGCCUUUAGUACACACAAGGAUGAUUGGCAAAGGCAGGUACAGGCCUUCCACCAGAAAAAUCCUCCAACACCAUCCAACUUCAGCAGGAAGCAGCAAGAUGACUACAGCGUCCCUUAUUCCAUGGAAGUGGAUGGGAAAAAAUUGACAGUGGGGAAGUUGUAACAGGGACUACCUAAAUAUGGUCAUGGUGUAGUUUUAGCCUAGUGACUAACUUACUUUGCUAGCCAUCCUGCUUUGCUGGAUUACUCAUGUUUAAAACUAACUUUUCCCCCUCCUUUUUCUUUUUCCCUCUCAUUCUUGCCUCCCCCCACCCCCUGCCUUGGGUGUGUCUGGGGGGCAGGGGGGUAAUUCAAGAUGAACAUUCUUUCUGCUCCCUAUCUCCAUGACCACAGGAAUGAGGAAACUAACAUCAGCAAGACAUUUCAACAACUGGCACCAGCAAAUGGGGAGAUGUGGGCCCCCAAAGACCACCAUCUGGCUGAGUCAUGUCUUCUAGCAUGCACACUCAGAGUCCACUUUGCAGACUUUACUUUAAAAACCACCUGGAUCAGGGGAUAGGGGUGGGGGACAGCAGCUUAUGAGAUGUUAGUCUGCUGCACUCUUCCUUUGCAGAGAGAUCAA
Messenger RNA from Castor canadensis (American beaver), 2516 nucleotides. NCBI's taxonomy places the organism in Eukaryota, Metazoa, Chordata, Mammalia, Rodentia, Castoridae. The record is from RefSeq and is a predicted model, not a curated record.